AUGCACUUCUUCAGUCAAAAACGUUUUAAAGCACAUCCUUACAAUUUCCUCUUUACCACAGUUAUAGAUCUCCAGGUAACCUGCAUUUUUUCAGAAGACUGUUUCCUUCCCUGCCACUUUGAACCAGUUGGAGAUGAGAUCAUAUACUGGUACAAACAGAACGUUCUGAUUUACACUUAUAGACAGGGGAGUGGUCUGCUGGAUCAGUCGACCCAUCUUAACACUGGGAGAAUAUCACUGUUCAAUGGCACCAUUAACUUUGGUAACGCUUCCCUACAUAUUCAGAAGUGCAGCCAACAAGAUAAAGGAAAGUACAAGUGCCUUGUUGCUAGUGGUCAAAAGAAGAAUGAGCACUUCAUCACAGUUAAAGUAGAAGCCCCUAUCAAGUCAGUGAACAUGGAGACAACACGCCUCAGUGGCUAUGAAGAAGUCAAAUGCUCUGCAAGAAACGUCUAUCCCGCCCCCCGUAUAACUCUGUAUACCGAGCCGCCCGUUCUGCAAGACGUCCUCUCGCCUAACACCCGCAAAAUGGCUGACAGGGACGGCCUAUACGCAGUAGAAAGUAAGAUCAGAAAGCUGGAAGACAAGGCCGACCUAACCUACAUCUGUCUGGUCCAAUCAUUUUACAUGUCUCAACUAUGGAGGACAUCGCUGCAGGAGAAAGAAAUCUACAGUGUGGAGGGUCAGGACUUUAUCAUCCCUUGCGUGGCCCCGUGGGACCUGGAGAACUUUACAGUGACCUGGUCCUUCACCAAAGAAUACAACACAUCAAUCAUACACACCUACGACAGCAUCACACACCUGAGCUAUAAUGUUUGGGAGGAGAAGGUGCGGCUUGUGUCUCCUAGGGGCCAAAUUGGGGAUGGGUCCUUGCAGAUACGCAAUCCACUGAGACUGGAGCACGCUGGCAUCUACACAUGCGUCCUGUCUGCCUUCCAGACUAAACAUAAGGUCCAUACUACAGUCAACAUUGUUGCAAAAACUGCUAAAACACAGCACAAGAGCUCCCCCGAGUGGAUUCCUCCUGCUUUAAUCUCAUGCCUGGUACUCGCUGUUAUCAUAGCAGUCAUUGUGAUUGUAAAACGUAAAGUUUGCAAAGCACGAUCAACACAAACCUAUGGAGAAGUGACAGACAUUCAUCAAAUGAGAGGUUUGUGCAUUGUGUUAACACAUACUAUAGCUAUGAUAUAUACAUAAUGCCUCAUCUGAUUCCACUGUAUCAGAUUCACGGAUCUCUCUGCCCUGUAAUGUCACCAAUGCCAACAGUGGAGAGCCAUCAGAGAGCACCUGCUUAUCAGAAGAGACUGCAAACAGGAAUACAUGAGAAAACGUGAUGUGAUGGAGAAUAAGCUGUGGAAAUAAUUUGGUUGAGAGUGAAAGAGACUUGGCUUUUCUUCUAGACUUUUAGUCUAAGCCACCACAAGGGCCUGCCGGAUACCAUGAUAGCAUGUAUAUACGCUGAUGGUUAUCUGACUUCCUUUGAAUGCUGAUCUUUUGUGGCAUUUCUCUAAAAAUUGAUAAUUUUAUAUGACUGAAAACAGAGAUCAGAGAUGCAUUUAUAAUAAUUAAUAGUUGUAUAAUAAUAAAGUAUUAUAAGUAUUUUAUAUGAUGCAAGAUAAGCCAAACCCCCAUGCAAUUCUGUAACUAAUCAAUU
Molecule: messenger RNA, 1654 nt
Organism: Paramisgurnus dabryanus
Lineage: Eukaryota; Metazoa; Chordata; Actinopteri; Cypriniformes; Cobitidae
Gene: hhla2b.1
Product: HERV-H LTR-associating 2b, tandem duplicate 1
Biological process (GO): T cell costimulation; cellular response to lipopolysaccharide; positive regulation of T cell proliferation
Cellular component (GO): external side of plasma membrane
Source: RefSeq, a predicted model, not a curated record